CACAUACCACACCAUUCAGCUACUUGAAGUGUACAAUUUUAUACAUUUAAUAUAUUCACAGGCUUGUGAAACCAUCACCACAGUCAACUUUAGAACAUUUUCAUCACCCUAAAGAGAAACCCUAUUCCCAUCAGCAGUCACUCCCCAUUUCCUGUAACUGCCCCAGCCAUGGUGAACCACUUACCUACCUUCUGUCUCUAUUAAUUUGCCCCUCUGGACAUUUUGUAGAACUAGAAUCACACAAUAUGUGGUCUUCUGUGACCAGCUUCUUUGAAUUACUAUAAUGUUUUCACUGUGAUUCACAUAGAUUCAUCCAUGUUGUAGCAUGUGUCGGAAGUUUCUUCUUUUUUUUUUUUGUGGUACGUUGGCCUCUCACUGUUGUGGCCUCUCCUGUUGCGGGAUGCGCCAGCUCAGUGGCCAUGGCUCAUGGGCCCAGCCGCUCCGCGGUAUGUGGGAUCUUCCUGGACCGGAGCACGAAUCUGUGUCCCCUGCAUCAGCAGGCGAACUCUCAACCACUGCGCCACCAGGGAAGCCCUCUUCUUUUUUAAGGCUGAAUAACAUUCCAUUGUAUGGAUAUACCAUGUUUUAUUUAUCCAUUCAUCAGUUGAUGGACAUUUGAGUUGUUUCUGCUUCUUAGCUAUUAUGAAUAAUGCUGACAGGAGCAUUUGUGUACAGGUUUUUGGGUAGACAUAUAUUUUUGUUUCUCUUAGGUAUACAUUUAGGAGUGGAAUUGCCAGGUCAUAUGGUAACUCGUUUGAGGAACUGUCAGAUUGUUUACCAAAAUGUCUGUACCAUUUUACAUUCCCAACAGCCACAUGUGAGGGUUCCAAUUUCUCCACAUUUUCACCAAUGCCUGUUAUUAUCUUUCCUUUUUAUUAUAGCCAUCCUAGUGGGUAUGAAGUGGGUCUUGUGGUUUUGAUUUGCAUUUCCCUGUUGACUUAUGAUAUUGAGGGUCUUUUCACAUACUUACUGGCCAUUUGUAUGUCUUCUUUGGAGAAACGUCAGUUCAGAUUCUUUGCCCACUUUUUAAUUGAGCUUUUGGUCUUUGUAACCUAAUUUUUAUACUGACAUGAUAUUUUGAAUAUUUUCAUUCCCUUAACAGUUUCUCAAACUUAGCAUUUAAUGACUUUAAUAUUUCAUUACAUGGACACAUCAGCUGUUGCUGAGUUUAGAAUGCUGAACACGCCUGCUCUCCAUGCUGUACCAAUUCUAUAUCUUGAUCAACUUCACUUCUUCCAAUUUCUCAGGCCAUAUGGGAACUUAGGGCUUUGUAACUUCAGGGGUAGUGACGUUUGGGAAUGUGGCAACAGUCUCUAGUGAUAACUGUACUGUCUCAGAAGAACUUGUAUAAGGAUGUGAUACUGAAAAAUCAUAGAAGCAGAGUCUUUAUGAUCAAAUCUUUAAAUUCAAAAUGUGAUCUCUGGGGCUUUUUUCUUCCCUUAAUGUGACCCUCUAGGGAGGUUGAAGUGUUUGAAUUUCUGAGGGAUUUGAGAUUUAAGUGACUGUUCUACUCUAUUUUCCUUGAGGCACCAUCAUCCUGGUUCCUUGAAUGGCUUUCCUUUGGCCUUUCUUAUGUGGGACUUCCCUGCCCCUACACCACAGGACUGUGUCUGGAUUUGUUGAGAGCUGCAGCAUGCCUAAGUUCUAUUUCUUUUAUGUGCAGGUUUUUCUGUUUCCAAGCCAGGUGUAAUUCCUGAAUUGGAACAAGGAGUCCAGGCCUAGUAGGUGGAGAGUGUAGUGACAAGAGGAUUUGUCCAGCUCUGGCUUCUCUGGACUCAGCUUCUGAGGAUGAUUGGCAGUUCUAAAACCAUGGGCCGGGUGCCACUGACAUUCAGUGAUGUUGCCAUAGACUUCUCUCAGGAAGAGUGGGAAUGCCUAAACUCAGAUCAGAGGAACUUGUACAGAGAUGUGAUGUUGGAGAAUUAUACUAACUUGAUAUCACUGGACAUUGAUUUCACAAGUGAGAGCAACAAAUUAUCUUCAGAAAAAAGCAGUUAUGAAGUAAAUUCAUACCAUCGGGAGACAAUGAAUAGAAGUAAAACCUUCAACGUUAUGGCGUUUAUUUUCAGAAAUGACUCACAGAACAGAACUAAAUUUGAAAGACAACAGAAACCUAAAAUGGGAUAUUUUAAUCACAUGAUAUUCAGGAAACAUAUAUCCCUUCCUCUACAUCAAAGACUUCACACUAAAGAGAAGUCAUAUGAAUGUAAGGAAUGUAGAAAGGGCUUUAGGAAAUAUUCACACCUUAUUGAACAUCUGAGAGACCAUAGUGGUGUAAGACCCUAUGAAUGUAAGGAAUGUGGAAAGGUCUUUAUAGUUCUCCAGGAUUUUAUUAGACAUAAAAAAAGUCACACUGAUUUGAAACCCUUUGAAUGUAAUGGAUGUGAGAAGGCCUUUAGGUUUUAUUCCCAGCUUAUUCAACAUCAAAUAAUUCACACUGGUGUGAAACCCUAUGAAUGUAAGCAAUGUGGGAAGGCCUUUAGACGUCAUUCUCACCUUACUGAACAUCAGAAAAUUCAUAUUGGUUUGAAACCCUACAAAUGUAAGGAAUGUGGGGAAACUUUUAGGUUGUACCGACAUAUGUGUCUCCAUCAGAAAAUUCAUCAUGGUGUGAAACCCUAUAUUUGUAAGGAAUGUGGAAGGGCCUUUGGUCAUCGUUCAAGUCUCUAUCAGCAUAAGAAAAUUCAUUCUGGUGAGAAACCAUAUAAAUGUAAACAAUGUGGAAAGGCCUUUGUUCGCAGUUAUCUACUUAUUGAACAUCAGAGAAGUCAUACUGGUGAGAAGCCUCAUGAAUGUAAGGAAUGUGGAAAAGCCUUUAGUAGGGGCUCAAGCCUUCUUAAACAUAAGAGAAUUCAUAGUAGCGAGAAACUCUAUGAUUGUAAGGAAUGUGGAAAGGCCUUCUGUAGAGGCUCUCAACUUACACAGCAUCAGAGAAUUCAUACUGGCGAGAAGCCCCAUGAAUGCAAAGAAUGUGGGAAGACUUUUAAGCUCCACUCUUACCUUAUUCAACAUCAGAUCAUUCACAGUGAUUUGAAACCAUAUGAAUGUAAACAAUGUGGGAAAGCCUUCAGUCGUGUUGGAGACCUUAAAACACAUCAGUCAAUUCAUGCCGGGGAGAAACCUUAUGAAUGUAAGGAAUGUGGAAAAACCUUUAGACUUAAUUCUCAACUAAUUUAUCAUCAGACAAUCCAUACUGGUUUGAAACCAUAUAUAUGUAAAGAAUGUAAGAAGGCCUUCCGUUCUAUCUCAGGUCUUUCUCAACAUAAGAGAAUUCAUACUGGUGAAAAACCUUAUGAAUGUAAAGAAUGUGGUAAGGCCUUUAAUCGUAGCGAUCGACUUGCUCAACAUCAGAGAAUUCAUACUGGUGUGAAGCCACAUAAAUGUAAGGAAUGUGGGAAAGCCUUUACUCGUUGCUAUCAACUAACUCAACAUCAAAGAUUUCACAUUGGCGAGAAAGUCUUAAUGUAAUGAGAGUCAGAAAGCCUUUAGCCAUGACACAUCCUUUAACAUUUAUCACUAUUCUACCACCUAACGAUACGGUAAAGAUUAAAUUAUUUAACAUAAAAUAUGAUUGUUUGGAAGGGCAUCUGGCACAGAGUAUUUGCUUACUAAAUCUUGUAUCAUUCUUUAAUGAUAAUUACUAGUAUUACUAUAAAUAAAUUCAUGUGGAAGGAAGACCCUGUGAGCAUAUUUUAAAAAUCUAUCAUCACUCAUCCAUAUUUCAUUUCAGAUAAUUAAUUCUGGACAAAAUCCCAUAGAAUGUUUUAAACAAGAAACUUUUUUAUUCAAAGCUCAUCCCCCUGAAGAUUAAUAAUGGUAAGAAACCCUAUGCUUUUGAAUAUUCAGAAUAUAGCUGUUGAAAAAUUGGAAAGUGGUUUGAAGAAAUUUUUUUAUAAUAAUUUCUAUAAUACAGAUAACAUACAAUCCACAUUCCCUACAACUCAUGGAAAUUAGAGAUUAACAAUGGGUAGCCAAAAGACAGAUGUUGACUUGGAGAAGGUUUCCUCAAGUAUUUGAAAAAUGUUAAAUUUACAUAAAAGGUACAACAAUGGUACAAUGAAGGUUUAUUUACCCUCCACCUAUAUUUAGUAUCUCUCUCUCAUGAAAAUGUAUAUAUACAGAUUCACAUAUAUUAUAGAUUUUAUAUAUAUAUAAUUUUGCUGUGCCUUCUGAGUGAAUGUUUUAGGUAUCACUUCACCUCUAAAAAAAAUCAACAUACAACUCAAAAAUACAACUGCUAGAUUUAAAGAUUAUCUUCUACAUGACCACUAAGCCACUGUCACCUAAAAAACAAAAGUAGACCUAUAAUAUUCUGUAAUAUUCAUCCCAUUUACAGAAUUCUCCAAUUUUUUAAAGAAUGUCUUUUGAAAGUGCUGGCUUUUUUUUUUUUAAGCCUAAAACCAAACUAAGGUCACAUAUUUUAUAUGAUUAUGGCUAUUGAAUCUCUUUUGGUCAAACACUUAUCCUCUACCUGUUUUGUGACAAACUUUUUGAAGACUCAGGAGAAGUAACCAUAUAAUGUUGCACAUUCUGUAUUUGUACUAAUUUUUCUCUGAGUGGGCUUGUUUCUCUAUCCCUCGCAUUUAUUCUGAACUGGAUGUUAUGUCUAGAGGCUUGAUUAGGUUUCAGAUUAAACAUUUUUGACAUGAUAACUUCAUAGAUAAUAUUGUGUACUCAAUAUUGUAAAAUAACAGGUGGCACAUAGUGAAGCUAUGUUUGAUCUCUUGAUUCAUGUAUUGACCACCAGCUCUCUCCAUUGUAUCAGUACUAGUUUUUUGGGGAUUUUUUUGUUUUUUGCAAUUAAGAAGUAGCCCACAGAAAGUCACAUCACCAUUCCACUUGGAAAUUUAAACAGUCUUGAGUAUUUUUAAAGAAAUUAAGACCAAAAAAAACACCAUCGUCUUUCAUAUUUACCCACAUAUUUACCUUUUCACAUGAUCUUCAUUCCUUCCCAAUGAUCUAAAUUUCUAUCUGGUAUCAUUUCCCUUCAGCUUGAAGAACUUAAUUUAGCACUUCUUGGAGUAUAUGUCUGCUGGUGGUGAAUUUUCAUUGUUUCUUUUACUGAAAUGCUUUGUUCCUGAAGGAUUUUUUUUUCUUGCUAUAGAAUCCUGGGUUUUGUUUUAUAUAUUUUUAAAAAAGAUAUUAUAUCACUGACUGCUGGCCUCUAUAGGUUAUGAGAAGUCAUUUGAAUUAUUUUUCCUCUGUGUGUAAUGUGUCAUUUCCCUCUUUGUGCUUUCAAGAUUUUCUUAUUACCUUUAGUUUUCAGCUGUUUGAGCAUGAUGUCCCUUGGUAUAGUUUUCUUUGUGUUAAUCCUUUUGGGGGUUCUCUGAGCCUCUGAAAUCUGUACACUUAUGCCUUUCACUAAAUUUCAGAAAACUUUGGCCAUUAUAUCUUCAGAUAUUUUUUCUGCCCUUACUUCUCCUUCUGGGGUUCCAAGUAGUCAUAUGUUAAAUCUUUUAAUAUUGUCCUACAGGUCACUGGCUCUGUUAUUUAUCUUCAGUCUUUUUUUUUUUUUUCAGUUUUUCAGAUUGGAUAAUUUCUAUUGCUCACUUACUCUUUUUUCUGUCCUCUCAAUUCUGCUGUUAAGCUUAUCUAUCAAAUGUUUAUUUUCAGAUAUUGCAUUUUUCAAUUCUAGAAUUUUUCUUUAGUACUUUUUUAUAGUUUCUGUUUCUUUACUAAGAUUUCCUACUUCUUCAUUGCAAGCAUAUUUUUACAGUACUUUUGAUUACAGUGAAUUUUUUCUAUGUUGAUUCAUCUAGAAAAUAUGUAAAAUUAUUUUCAUUAACUUAUUAAAAGUUUCAGUUUCAACAAAUUUUCCUACCCUUUUAGCUAGGUCACAAGAAACGCUUUUCCUUUCCUUAGAGUUUCAGGUUUUGUUUGUUCAUAUGCAGCAUGAUAUGGUAAGAAAACAUAAAUCACAUUGUCAUUUGGGGAGAUUUUGAUUAUGAAAUACUUGGCAAGUAUUUCUCUUAAGUCUCAAAGUUCAAAGUAUGGUAAAUCUUUGUAAAACUCUGUCAUCAUUCAACCAAUGCGCAUUGGCAAAAAACAUAAAUAAAUUCAUUGUUUCCUCUUUCAACAGUUCCAUAAAGUAAUAAUGAUUCAUAAUAUUUAUGUGUAUAUUCUAAACCAUUACUUUUCAUACUGUGAAGAAAGCAAUUAGGAAGACAUUAGUCUCUUGCCUUAAAAUUCCAAGGAAUCCACAUUUUUAGUGUAACAUUGUCGGAGCACUAUCCAUUGUGAUAGAAAUUAUUUUUUUUCAUACCUAGUGGGAAUUGUUUUUUGACAUAUAUAAAAAAUUCAAAAAUAUCUGUGCUAUGAAUCUGAUUUUUUAGGCUGCAAAUUCACAAAAUUUCCUUUUGAUUUGGAAGCCUUUUGUGAUACAAUGUACCCAGAGUAUUAAAUGGGCAGUAUCUCAUAUUGUACAACUCAUCUGAAACUAAAGAAGAAUAUGUGUAGCUUUACAAAUUUUAAGUUAAUUGAUUUUUGAUAUUGUUAGAAAGAACUUGUAUUCUAAGGGCAGUUGUUGGGUGGCUUAAUUGAAGAUUCUUUUCACUUUUUAUAAAAUAUAAUUUUUAGUCUUUGCUCAUAAAAUCAUAAUAAAAUUUCCACAAUUAAACUAAUCAUUUAUCUUGCUAUCUCUCCAUCUAAAAGUUGAUUCCUUUUUUUGGGCAAGACCCAAAGCCAUUUUAUAGCUAGACAGAGUUAUAAGCUCAGAUUAUGUUUAAAAUUUAUUUAAAGUUUUCAUUGCACACUUAAUUCAGAUUUUAGGCAACUAAUUUCAUCUAUUCCUAUUUGCUUAUCAAGAGGAAAUUUCUCAUCAAAUUUACUAGUAUUUGCUGAAAAUGUCUCACAAUAUUUUCCACUUCAUUAACUUAAAUGUUCUUUUUUUCCAUAAUCAAACAGCUUUUUUGAUUUGCUCUGUCACAGCAAAUUGCAAUUGUCAUUCAUCAUGAAAUUCACAGUAUAUCUUCUUCCAGUCUCUUAUUUUUAACUAUUCUGGCCAUAGUACUUAAUCCACUUGAUUCUGCAUCAGUAGUAUGCUUUCAUUUAAAAUUUUUUAAAUGUACACACUUAUUUUUUAAAACUAGAAUGCUAAUUUAAAUUAAAGUAAGUUACCAAUUAUUUCCUUCAUAUCAGUGUAACUCAUGUUGUCUUCAUAAAAUAUUCAA
Messenger RNA from Globicephala melas (long-finned pilot whale), 7169 nucleotides. RefSeq names its product zinc finger protein 404 (gene ZNF404). The record is from RefSeq and is a predicted model, not a curated record. Gene Ontology annotation, molecular function: DNA-binding transcription factor activity, RNA polymerase II-specific; RNA polymerase II cis-regulatory region sequence-specific DNA binding. Gene Ontology annotation, biological process: regulation of transcription by RNA polymerase II. NCBI's taxonomy places the organism in Eukaryota, Metazoa, Chordata, Mammalia, Artiodactyla, Delphinidae.